Messenger RNA from Contarinia nasturtii (swede midge), 1407 nucleotides. It is a transcript of the gene Rab9, whose product is annotated as ras-related protein Rab-9B. NCBI's taxonomy places the organism in Eukaryota, Metazoa, Arthropoda, Insecta, Diptera, Cecidomyiidae. The record is from RefSeq and is a predicted model, not a curated record. Gene Ontology annotation, molecular function: GTP binding; GTPase activity. Gene Ontology annotation, cellular component: phagocytic vesicle; lysosome; late endosome. The coding region runs from base 559 to 1245 and encodes 228 amino acids. Gene Ontology annotation, biological process: retrograde transport, endosome to Golgi. The transcript has 5 exons.
AUUUGCACACCACUAUUUUUCUUCAACAGAUAAAUAAAUAAAUAUCAGUGAAUCGGAAAUUUUUCAAUCGAAGAAGAGAAAAUAUAAAAAAAAAAUUCCAUGUUUGUCAAUCAACAUCCAUCGAAAGUCUUCGGAGGCCUUCAAGUGUAGAAACGAAAAAAAAAAACAUUAUGUGUAUUUAUUGUCACUGUAUGCUCUUCAGUCAAUUCAAUUUCGUGUGCGAUGAUAAUUUGCAAUCAAUGUGAAUUGAAUUGUGUAUAUAUAUAAUUUUUUUUAUUCAAUUAACAAUUCAAAACCGAGCGAAAUAGCUGAAUUGUGUGUUUUAUAAUAGUAUUGAAAGGGUAUCGAAAGUGAAAUCGUCAACUGUGAAUUAGCGUCUAUUGUAUGCGUUUCGUAUGAUUGAUUAAAUUGAAAGAGUAUAUAAAAAAGCGCAUUUGUAAUCGUUAUCUUGACUCGACAACAUUCAUUUUACAUCUAAAUGACAUUCGCUUCAGAUAUAGGCUCGAAUAACAACGCUCUCAACUAACUCGGUGAAUUUGUAACUUAUUUUAAAAAAAAAUGACAUCGCCGAUGCGACCGAAAAAUAAAAAUAUACUGCUGAAGGUGGUCAUAUUAGGUGAUGGUGGAGUCGGAAAAAGCUGUCUUAUGAAUCGAUUUAUGUCGAAUCAGUUUGAUGAAAACAGUUUUCAUACAAUUGGCGUUGAGUUUCUAAACAAGGAUAUCGAAAUCGACAACGAUAAAUACACACUUCAGUGCUGGGAUACUGCAGGCCAGGAAAGGUUCAAAGCACUUCGCACUCCUUUUUAUCGGGGAUCCGACAUUUGCCUGCUUACUUACGCGGUUAAUGACCGAGACAGCUUUAAAGGAUUAAAACAUUGGCGAGAGGAAUUUAUAAAGUAUGCUGAUGUUGAUGGUGAUAGUUUCCCGUUCAUUGUAGUGGGUAACAAAAAUGAUGUUUCGGCGAGUGAACGUGAAAUAGGUCCCGACGAGGUGCUUGCUUGGUGCCAAGAAUUUCAUGUAGUCAGUUUCAUUGAAACAUCAGCAAAAACAUCGGAGAAUGUGUCAGCCGCAUUCAUAAUGGCCGUUCGCGAAUGGAAAAAAUGCGAACGAAACACCGACCUAACAGACGGCGGCGAUGCAAUUGAUUUGACCCGAACGGUUCAAUUGGAUUCAAGGAGUAAAUCAUCAUGUUGUUCGGGCAAUAGAAAUUCACAAUUGCGACAAACACAUGAAGUACUACAGUAGACGGAAAGAGCGGCAACAAAAUAUUCGAUAUUUUAUUUUUGGAGAUUGAAACAAUCGAGUCAAAGUCCGUGCACUCAUGCCGAAUGUCAAUGUCAGCACGUUUUUUAGUAAAUAUUUUAUUAGUGUCACACACACCACACAUACACACUCACACACAAAAAA